AUGUCACAUCCAGAUAGAUCACCACCUCAUCAUCAAUUCACUCAUUCAAAUCAAAGAAGAAGAGCAUCUGUAGUAUAUGGAUCUAUAGGAAAAGGUGGAUUAUAUUUACCAUCUGAUUUUAUAAAUAAUAAUGAAAAUAAUAUUAAUGGUAAUAGAAAACAUUCAACAAAAGAUUUUGUUGAUGAAAAUUCUCCUUUAAUAGAUAUACAAGGAGAUUCUUCAAUAGACAUAGAGCCAACACUCAAAGAUAGAAGAAGAAAAUCAAGUUUUGAUGAAAGAGAAUUAAUUGAACAAGAAAGAGAAUUAUUAAAAUAUAGUCAUAUACCAAUAACAAAUCCAGAUAAUGAAGAUGAUAUAAGAAAUACAUUUGAUGAAGCAAUAAAUAAAAAUCAAAUUGAAAUAACUACACCAUUAAUUGAAUUAAAUGUUUUGAUUAGAACAAGUUUACCAUCAGUUUUAACUUUUUUAUUACAAUGUUCAUUAUCAACUGUAUCAGUUUUUUCAGUUGGUCAUAUUGGCCCCACAGAAUUAGCUGCAGUAAGUUUAGGAGCAAUGAUGGCUAAUAUUACAGGUUAUGCAACAAUUCAAGGAUUAGCAUGUUGUUUAGAUAGUUAUUGUCCUGCAAGUUUUGGAGCUAAAAAAUAUACUUUAGUUGGUAUAUAUGUUCAAAAAUGUACUGCUUUAAUUGCAACAGUUAUGAUUCCUGUAUUAAUAGCUUGGAUAUUUUUUGGUUAUGAAUUAUUAACUUUAAUUAUACCGGAUAAACAAACUGCUCAUUUAUCUGCAGUUUAUUUAAGAAUUGUCGCUGCUGGUAUUCCAGGUUAUAUUGUAUUUGAAGUUGGUAAAAGAUUUUUACAAGCUCAAGGUAUAUAUAAUAUAGGAGCAUAUGUUUUAUCAUUUGCUGCUCCAUCAAAUUUAAUAAUGAAUAUUUUAUUGGUUAAACAUUUAGGUUAUAUUGGAGCACCAAUUUCAGUUGCAAUUAAUUAUUGGUUAAUGGCUUUUGGAUUAAUUAUAUCAACAAUUUUUUUAAUUAAACCUGAAAAUACACCAACUGGUAUAAACCCUUUAAAAUGUUGGGGAGGUAUAAAUUUAAAACAAGCAUUUUCAGGUUGGUCAAAUUUAGCUUCAUUAGCUAUACCAGGAUUAAUUAUGUUAGAAGCUGAAUUUAUUGCUUUUGAAAUUUUAACAUUAAUGGCAUCAUAUAUAAAUACAAAUGCAUUAGCUGCUCAAUCUAUUGGAACAACAAUGGCUUCAUUAACUUAUCAAGUUCCAUUUGCUAUAGGUAUAGCAUCAUCAUCAAGAAUUGCAAAUUUUUUGGGUGCUGGAUUAAGUGAAUCUGCAAAAAUAACGACAAAAGUUUCAUUAAUUUUUGGAGGUAUAAUUUCAAUUAUAAAUUUUUUAGCAUUAUUUAUUUUUAGAAGACCAAUUGCAAAUGCUUUUACUAAUGAUGAAAAAGUUAUUGAAAUUGUUUUAGGUAUAAUGUGGUUAAUUGCUUUAAUGCAAGUUUCAGAUGCUUUAAAUGCAAAUUCUGCUGGAUGUUUAAGAGGUCAAGGACAAACAAAAAUUGGUGGUAUUGUAAAUUUAAUUUCUUAUUAUCUUAUUGGUAUACCAUUAUCAAUUUAUUUAUCAUUUUUUUCACCUUGGAAAGGUUCAUUGGAUGGUUUAUGGAUAGGUUGUACUGUUGCAUUAACUAUUAUUGGAGUUGUUCAAAGUUAUUAUGCUUUAUUUGCUGAUUUUAAUAAAUUAUGUGAUGAUGCUAGACAUAGAACUACUAUUACAGAUGUGUAG
This is a messenger RNA of Lodderomyces pseudojiufengensis, 1788 nucleotides long. RefSeq lists its product as uncharacterized. Gene Ontology annotation, molecular function: antiporter activity; xenobiotic transmembrane transporter activity. Gene Ontology annotation, cellular component: membrane. Bases 1 to 1788 code for a protein of 595 amino acids. The transcript has a single exon. Lineage: Eukaryota; Fungi; Ascomycota; Pichiomycetes; Serinales; Debaryomycetaceae. Gene Ontology annotation, biological process: xenobiotic detoxification by transmembrane export across the plasma membrane. The record is from RefSeq and is a predicted model, not a curated record.